Symbiodinium natans is the source of this 1698-nucleotide messenger RNA. NCBI's taxonomy places the organism in Eukaryota, Dinophyceae, Suessiales, Symbiodiniaceae. The record is from the annotation of a GenBank genome assembly.
AUGGACGACGAUGCGUGGCUCGUCAACCCACACACUCGGGACGCGACCAGUUCUGGCAAGGCCCAGGAGCUGAGUAGCCUGCCGGUACCGGUGGACCUGACGGAUGCCGAUGACUUCCCCUUGCUGAAGCAGCAGCACGAUGCUGUGAUGCGCAGGUUAGAUAUCCAGGACGACCUGCUGCACCAGCUGCUCGCGAGCCUGCAGGUUCCUGGGCUCCCAAGCGUCGGCAGUGAGCCGCUCUUGGGGAGCGACUCGCAGGAGGAGGUAGGAAGUUUGCCGGUCGUGCGGCCGGUGCUGAGCUACACACAGGAGGACCUGCAGUUGCAGGAGAGUGCCAUGCACGUGGCUGCCUCCCGAAAGAGGAGGCGGUUCUCAACGCGCUCCGUACACGGUGUGCAUCCGCCGGGAGGCUGGCGCCUGAGAAGAAUAGUGCAGACGCAGGCGUUUGAGGCGUUCUUCGCCCUCGUCGUCCUAUCGAAUGCCGUCUUCAUCGGCAUCGAGGUGCAGCGGGACGUGGAAUUCAGCGGGGCCGAAACACGGCCCGUCUGGCUCUACGUCGUGCAGUACACGUACACCGUGUUGUUCACGCUGGAACUCGCGCUCCGCAUCGGUGCAUUUGGAGUCAUGUGGUCUUUCCGUUAUUCCGAGGAUCGCUUCUGGAGCUGGCUGGACGCCUUCAUCGUGGCGAGCGCGCUCUGGGAGGUUGCUGUGGACAUCCUGGCAGCUGUAGAGGCCUCCGCGGAUGGCCUUCAGGGCAUCCCGGGCAUCACCAACCUCAAGUCCUUCCGCCUGGUGCGGCUGACGCGGCUCAUGAAGAUGUCGCAGUUCAUGCGCAUCUUCCGCUUCGUCAUGGCCCUGCGGACCUUGGUCGCGUCGAUCGUCUACACGCUGAAGGCCUUGCUGUGGGCUCUAGUCCUGCUCCUUCUCAUCGUGUACGUCUUCGGUGUGCUUUUCACCCAGGCGGUGAACGACCACAGGAGUGACCCCAGUGUGGAGUUUUCCCUUGAAGAGACCACCGCGAGUGAGAAGUAUUGGAGCUCCCUGCCGCUGAGCAUGCUCAGCCUCUUCAUGAGCAUCGCAGGCGGGGUCAGUUGGCAGGAAGUGAUACCUCCGCUGAAAGCUAUGUCCGUCGUGUGGGUAUUCUUCUUCCUGAUGUUCAUUGCAUUUAGCCAGCUGGCAGUCCUAAACGUCGUAACUGGCGUUUUUUGCCAGAGCGCUAUCCAGAGUGCCCAGAACGACGAUACUGCUGUGAUGCAGACUUUGAUGGACGAGAAGGAGAAGCACCUGAAGUCCCUCCGGAAGCUUUUCGUCCAAGUUGGCCUGUCCACUGCAGAUGUCAUCACCUUCGAUGCUUUCGAGGAGAAGCUCGACACCCCGCCCGUGCGCGAAUACUUCGAGUCGGUGGGCCUGGACGUGCGGGAUGCCUGGACGUUCUUCCGGCUGCUGGACCAGGAUGGCAGCGGUGUCGUCGAUGUCGAGGAGUUCUUUAUGGGCUGCUUGCGCUUCAGGGGCCCGGCACGAUCCCUGGACGUGGGCCGGCUGAUCCAAGACCAAAGGUGGCUGAUAAACAACGUGGACAAGAUCCAUGGCCAACUCAAGUCAGAGAUUCUCGGGGUACGGCGAGACCUACAAGGACUCCACGCCUUCGUGCGUUUGCAAGGGCCGACGGAGUGGGCGCCGAGCAACUGGAAAGCCUAG